Molecule: messenger RNA, 958 nt
Organism: Python bivittatus (Burmese python)
Lineage: Eukaryota; Metazoa; Chordata; Lepidosauria; Squamata; Pythonidae
Source: RefSeq, a predicted model, not a curated record
GUGCUCUUCGUCUUGGACGUGUGGGAGGGAACGCCGGGGAAGCCCGGAGGAUGCCGGCCCAGGGGACCCCGCGAGCCGGGCUGGCUGAUGCCCGAGACUGGGGUCCUUGCGGGAGGCCCCCUCCCCGCUCUGCUCUGACCAUCGCAGAGGCGCGGUUGGACUCGCUUUGCCUUAUUUCCUGCUUUGGCUGACAGGGCCCGAGCCUGAUCAUUAACCAGCCCGACGAGCUGCUUGACGGCAUGUCAGAAUGGUGCAAAGAGCAUCACGGGAGGUCCGGUCUUACUAAGGCAGUAAAAGAGAGCACAAUUUCCCUGCGCCAAGCGGAAUAUGAGUUCCUGUCUUUCAUCCGACAACAGACUCCGCCAGGGCUCUGCCCUCUUGCAGGGAACUCUGUUCAUGCGGACAAGAAGUUUCUCGACAAGUACAUGCCGCAGUUCAUGAAGCAUCUGCACUAUCGGAUCAUUGACGUCAGCACGGUGAAAGAACUCUGCAGGCGCUGGUAUCCUGAAGACUAUGAGAUUGCUCCAAAGAAGUCUGCUGCUCAUAGAGCCCUUGAUGACAUCCGGGAGAGCAUCAAAGAGCUCCAGUUUUACAGAAAUAGCAUCUUUAAAAGGAAAACAGACGAAAAGAAAAGAAAACUGGUGGAAAAUGGUGAAAGCGAAAAGCCUGCUAGCUAAUCCUGCAUCCUCAUUCUUUAGGAAAAACUCAAGAAUCCAGGGGAAUCUCCCGCUGAAGAGAACCAUCUCCUUUCAAGCUCCUUUCCUUUCUCAAAAUGGUAACAUGACUGAGUACCAGAUGUGACAGGCGUUCAAGGCCUGGGUUGGGGGCAGGUGCCUUUGACGUUCAAUGGUUGUUCAGCUCAGAAGUACCAAAUACCUCUUGUAAUUGGAGAAUUUGUUUCAUUUGGUCAUAGACACCCUCUUUUGUUAUAGAAUAAAAUCAGCCUUGUUGAAGCCUC